This is a messenger RNA of Drosophila subobscura, 4138 nucleotides long. It is a transcript of the gene Cc2d2a, whose product is annotated as coiled-coil and C2 domain-containing protein 2A. Gene Ontology annotation, biological process: non-motile cilium assembly; protein localization to ciliary transition zone. NCBI's taxonomy places the organism in Eukaryota, Metazoa, Arthropoda, Insecta, Diptera, Drosophilidae. Gene Ontology annotation, cellular component: ciliary transition zone. Bases 43 to 4041 code for a protein of 1332 amino acids. The transcript has 6 exons. The record is from RefSeq and is a predicted model, not a curated record.
AUUUGUUUAAUCGGGAAGGAAUUAUUUGUGAACACAGCAAUUAUGGAGACGUCUUCUCCACCGAGGCGCGGCAAAAAGAAGCGAAAAACGCACACGACACGCGCAUAUCGCAAAUGUGAGCAGGAGGUAGAAUCUUUGUUGAGGGAAACCAAGUACGAAGAUGGCAGCGGGCAAGAGCUCGAACUGGAGGCACGGAGCCUACGGUUCUUUCACGGCGCAGACGAUACGACUGUUGAAGAGCAGGAGACAUCUGUCACUGAAACAACACAAGAUGAUGAGGAGGAGGCUGAGGGUGACGACGAGCCGGCCACAGAAUCAAAUGAUUCGCCGGGCCAAACGUACAUAGAAAUUGAAUUGCAAGAUCCGCCGCUGGUCUGGCCAGGGCUACACAAGCAGGUGCACUACUAUGACGACAGCUUGCUGUACACGCCCGCCAAUGCUGUGCACUUUCAACUCCAUUUGGGUGACUGUCACCCGAGGCCCGCCCAAAUACGAAUGCUGAACCGUUUCCAGGAGCAGUCCAAGGGCGAUGCCAGCAAGCUCAACUCCGACCUAGUGGAGGAGCUGUGUGAAGACAGUGCCUCCCAAUUUUUGAUGGAUAAACGCGUGUACCGCACCAUCAGCGAUAGGGAGUUUCCAGGAAUUUUCCUAGCGCCAGCAGCGAUUGGCCAGUUCGAGGGCAUACCCACGCGUCGCUGCCUCACGCUGACGUUCAAGCAACUCCGCUUCAGUGCGCAUCCGCUGCUGCUGCCCGAGCACAAGUUGGCCCAACAGCUGGACGAUCUCUUUAAUCAGUAUACCGAAAAUCGUAGCCGACAGAUCUGCCAGAAGUUGAAAGAAGAGCUCGACCUUGCCCGCCAAGUGGCGGCCAAGCUACUCACCGCCGCCCGACCCGAGCUGACCGCCGAGAUACGUCAUCAGCUGCGCCUCACGCAAAAGCUGCGUCAACGCUACUACGCAGAAGCCACUGACGAGCGCAAACUAUCCUUACGACUGCUCCGCGACUGGGCAAAACUGAAGGCGCUGCGGGGAGAACAGAAUUUCCAGUGCACUCGCUUUCAGCUUAAGCUGCGCGUUUGUCACCUGGAGUCGUCGCACUCUGAAUGGAAUCAACAGUUCGAGGAUGAUCUGGCCGAGGUCUAUCGCGAGCAGCUGGAACUCUUCUACUGCCGUCGACGUCAGUGGGGCGAAGCGAUGGUCGAGGGCCAGUCCCUAGCGAAGCCGCCACGCAAGCCGAGCUUCGAGAAGCUAAUGGCCAGCCUCAAGAAGGACUACGAGCGCGCCUUCAGGCAUCCCGAGGAGCCUUAUGUCGAUAUUGUGCGUCUUUAUGCGGACGAGACAACUACCAAGCUCUUUUUGCCAGCCAGCGAGCAGCUGGCCAAGCGACGCAACCGCAGCUACUUCCUGAGGCUCUACCUGGACGAUCUUUACGUUGGCCAGACCAGAAGCUAUCGCCUGGAGGAGGACCUCCAUCUGUACAUGAACGAGAGCUUUGGUGUGCUCUUGGAGCGCAAGCUGCCGCAAAAUAUUAACAUUUGGCUCUACGAGAAGUCCACGCUCACCCAGCAGGGUCGCCGCUUAGCCGUGCUGAGAUCAAAGUUGGAUCUCAGCCGCAAGGAGAAAGCGGUGCCCCUAAAGCUUAGCUUCCAGGCCUUCCCUUCCUCACCGCAGAUGGCCGGGGAUGUCUGCUUGUACUACGACUAUGCCCCCAUGGAGGUGCGUCAGGGUGUCAACGAUUUGGAUGACAUCCAGGCACUGCCCAAUGCUCUGCUUCGGACUCUGAUACCCCCAAGACUUCCUGCAGCAACUGCUGUCGCUGCCGACACGGAGCCGGCCACACCCAUAGGACCCUGCCACAGGCGCAAGAAGGACAAGGCGCCAGUUCUGAUGUUUACAGAGCAGCAGCUGCAGUUCUGUCCCAUCAGCACGCUGCUCAGCAACAAGCGUUUCCAGCUGCUCCGCUCGCGCCACCUGCAGCGGAACCUGCACACCAAGCAGCUCCGUUUUGUUCCUGCCUUGGAGCAGGAGAUGUCCGACGAGGGGGAGGCACUUUCCAACACUGGCGACUCGAGCCAGCUGCUGGAGCCCGGCACCUUCUGGAAUCCCAUCGAUCUGCACAAGCAUCGCGGCUACAAGUUCCUGAAGCUGCUCUACGAGGUCAUCGGAAACCAGAGCGCCCGUCGAGCCAAGGCCCAGCAGUCAGCCCAUCCCCUGCUGUUUCUGGCUGAGGGCUUUGAUCUCUCACUGGGCACCGGCUGGACCUCGCUCUGGCGUGCUUUCUGCUCGCUCUUCCAGGGAGGGUCAAACACGAUGAUACGCGAGCCAGCCGCCUGGCAGCCGCAGGCCGAGCACGACCAGUUCCAGCAGUAUGUGGUGUCCCUUCAUGUGGUGAGGGCCACUGGCGUUCCGGUGCGCAGCCGCCACCUCAUUAACCUCGAGGAACUGCCCAACACCGGUCCAGACAGUCUCUUUGUGACGCAGACUCUCAUGUACUCCAAUGUGCGUCCGUUUGUAUCGUUGAGCUAUGGGCAACGGCUGAGCCGCAGUCGCACCGCAGAGGGCAGCAAUCCCACCUGGAACGAGGAGCUGCAGCUGCAGCUCAGCGGCCACCACAGGGACAUGCGCGAAGACCUAAAGAUCAGCCUAUUCGAUGAGCUCAUCGAGCAGCAGGCCAGCGACGAGGCAUCCGAUGUGUACCAGCGCGUGCAAUGCAAUUGGCUGGGCGAGCACCGGGUGCCGAUUUGCAGUCUUUUGGCCAGCGGCAAGUUUGAGGGAUGCAUUGAGCUGGCCAUGCCGAAGGUGCUGAUCGGCUACAGGCGACCGCUGAUUGACUCCGUGACGAACCUGCCCUCCGAUCAGUAUCCCGAGUUCAAGGAGUCGGUGCAUCUCUGGUUCUACCUCAGCAUCGAGCCGAACCGCUGUGACCUGCCGCCACUGCCAACGAACGCGCUGGCCUGUGCCGAGACGGUGGAGCUGCAGGCGUACCUGAACGAGCGCCGCAUGGAGCUGCAGCAGCUGCUGCCACAGCCGCAGCGCUUUGUGGAGCCUCUGGUCUGCACAGCCCUGGGCAAGCGGGUGUGUGUGACGCGGCUGCUGGAGCAGGUGCCGCUGCCAGGAGCGGUGGCCACCAGCAAGAGUGCCCUGGAGACUGCCUGCCGUUUUGUGGCACUAUUAUGCCAGCUGCGCAGCUACGAUCCCUGCCUGGGCUUCCGCGGCGUCUGGCUGGACAACCAGACGCUGCUGGACAGCACUUGGUGUUCGGUGAAGGACCAGGGCGUGUUGCUCUGCAACUUUAUGCUGGGUCUGGGCCUCGAGUGCUGGCUCGUGCUCGGCCAGGCCUGUCCCCAUGGGGAGUGCUCCUUUGUGCUCUAUCGCCAGCCCGAAACGGCGAAGCUCCUGUUCGUGGCUCCUGCCAGCGGCAGGCACUAUCAGCUGCAGGAUGUCCACUGCCCGCUGAGGCGCGUCUAUUGCCUCGUGGACAAGCAGAACAUGUACUUCAACAUUCAGUCGGAGACGCGCGUCAGCAUGACUCACUUCAAUCUGCAGGAUGCCGCCUGCUGGUUUCCACUCUUCAACAGGCAACAAUCCGCUCCUCAGGGUGGUGUCCAGGUGCUGGACUAUGCCUACAAGCGCAGCUACGAGCUCAGCCAGCUGCAGAAGAACAUUGAGCGCAAGAUCAUGAAGAAGAUCAGUGGCUGGCGCACCACACGCAAGACCAAUUGGAAUCGCGCUUUUCAACCGCAACUACAGAAGAUACUCGGCGAUAUGGAGGCACAGGCCACCUACUCCAGAGGCCGCUACGAAGAGAUUCCCUACAACGAGCAGCUGGAGCGCGACAAUCCCAAUUACAAGCUGUACGGCUUCACCCUCAACUUUUCGUACACCAAUCUGGCGGCCGUUUCGGAUCGCAUUCGCAGCACCUGCAUCCACUACAACAACAAUCCGCUGGUGGAGUUUUGCGUUGCGGUGCAGCUCAAGGCAUACGCAAACGAUGUGAUAUCUGUAUGGGUAUUCCUGCUAUCCGCAGUGCCUCUAGCGUGAAUCACAAUGAUCCCCCGCCAUGAGGGGGGUGGGUUUCCCGGGGGGAUCGGAUCCCACGCGGUACCAUACGAAAUGAUUUUUAUCAGCGCUUUCAAGU